Messenger RNA from Anneissia japonica, 3216 nucleotides. RefSeq names its product structural maintenance of chromosomes protein 5-like. Gene Ontology annotation, cellular component: Smc5-Smc6 complex. Gene Ontology annotation, biological process: double-strand break repair via homologous recombination. The record is from RefSeq and is a predicted model, not a curated record. Lineage: Eukaryota; Metazoa; Echinodermata; Crinoidea; Comatulida; Comatulidae. The transcript has 22 exons. Gene Ontology annotation, molecular function: ATP binding; ATP hydrolysis activity. The coding region runs from base 232 to 3093 and encodes 953 amino acids.
CAUAUUUAAAGGUCAGUACGCCAAACAGGUCAGAUCAUUGGUUUUGAUUUUGACAUGUUUUUUUCAUGAGGUGCGCGGUCUUUCUGAUGUUUUCUGUUCGCGCGCUUUGUUUUGGUGGAGAGUAGGCUUGCUUUACUAAAAGCUUCUUACUCUCUGAUCGUGCGGACGAACCACACGACGCAGUAGGGACUCCCCGGCAGUGACAGUGCCGUGUAACCCAUCGCUUCAGGCAUGGCGAAGAAGGAGACGUUUAUGGAAGGCUCCGUUGUAAGGAUACGGAUGGAGAAUUUUGUCACAUAUACAUCAUGUGAAAUCUUGCCUAGUCCAUAUCUAAAUGCCAUUAUUGGACCAAAUGGAACUGGAAAAUCUUCUGUAGUGUGUGCUAUAUGCCUUGGUCUAGCCGGCAAGACGCAAGUGCUUGGACGUGCAAAAGAUGUUGGAGAAUUUGUCAAACAUGGUGCUGAGAAGGCCUUGUUGGAAAUUGAACUUUUUAACCCUAAUGGACGGAAUUGGGUUGUGAAGCGUGAGAUUCAUCGCCAAGGAAACAGGUCAGUUUGGUAUCUUGGCGGAAAGCAAGCCAAACAGCGAGAGGUGGAAGAACUGAUUAGUUCGCUGAAUAUUCAAGUGUCAAACCUGUGUCAAUUCCUACCUCAGGAUAAGGUAGUUGACUUUGCCAAGAUGAAUCCAUAUGAGUUACUUGAGAGCACCGAAAAAUCUGUUGGUUCUCAAGAAAUGUAUGAAGAUCAUAUGAAAUUGAAAGAGCUGCGUAACCAAGAAAAAAACAUGUUGAAGAAGCAUAAUGAGUUGGCGGAACACAAAGAGAAGUUGGUCAAAAUGAACCAACGACUAGAGGAAGAUGUGCGCAAGUUUCGGGAUCAGCAGCGCCACAUGCGACAUGUAGAACUCCUUGAACAAAAGAAACCAUGGGUGGAAUACAUUGAAAAGCGCAAUGAGUUCUUGGAACUAAAGGGUCAAAAAGAUAAACUAGGAGUACAGGUUAAAGAAGCCAGGAGAAAGAAUGAACCAAUGGCAAAGAAGGCAGAAGCUCUUGAAAUGAAGAAGAAGAAACUUGAUGAAGAAAUGAAACAGAAGCUUGGAGAAGUAAAAAACAACUUCCAGGUUCUGAACCGAAAACAUGAAAAGUUAGCUGACUUGGAGGAAGAAAUCAAAGAUGCCCAAGAAGACCUGACACAAAAGAAGCAGAAAGAAGAGAAAAGAAAAAAAACUGUUCUUGAUUGGAAGAAAUCUCUUGAGGGAUACAAGAAAGAGCUUGAUGAGAUUCCCGAGAGCUCAGAUAUCAAGCUGAAUAUUCAUAAGCAAGAACAUAUUCGAUACAUUGAGAAGACCAUUCCAGAGAAAGAAUUAUGGGCGUUUGUGUGUGAAGAUGCUGAUGACCACAGGCUUUUCAUGUCUGAAGUUCGAGAUAAACUAAAGUUGAGGAUUAGUGCAGUGAGUAUAGAACCGAUGCCACCGUUCCAGCCUCAGUACUCUAUUGAAAGACUACGCCAAUGGGGGUUUGAAUACUACCUGACAGACCUGUUUGAUGGACCAAAUGCUGUGAUAUCCUACCUAUGUAAGCAGUAUAGGAUUCACAAUAUACCUCUUGGAACAAAAUGGACACAAGAAAAUGUCAAAAAGGUGAUAGAGGAGUCUGGGAUACGGUAUUUCUACACACCAAAUGAACAGUAUUCUGUAUCAACAUCACGAUAUGGGGCGAGGAAGACGACAUCCAGAUCCACAAGUGUAACUGACCCUAAAAUACUAAGUAUCAGUAUUGACAUGGUUGCAAAAAGAAAUCUUGAGGUUCAACUGCAGGACCUUGAAAGCAAGAUCCAGGAGCAUGUACAGAAACACAAAGAGUUAGAGAAAGAGCGUAAAGGACUGACAGUAGAGGAUAACAAACUGCGGGACAAACGAAAACAACUACUCAAUCGACAGAACAGAAGGAAGACCGUCGCCUCACAUAUCAAACAGAAAACUGAUGCAAUUAGUAAAAGUGAACGAGAAGCGCUUAACAGUGAGGCAGAAGAACAAAGGUUUAAGCAAAAAGUGAAGAAUAUCAACACCAAGAAGGUCAAGUUGAUGGUUGACUUCAAAGACAGUUUAAUGGAAUGUGGCAAUAAAAGCAAAGACCGCGUUAUCAUUGCGCUCAAGUACGCCGUGGUUACUUCAGAACAAGCAGCUUUGGUGGAAGAGAUGCAGGAGACACAAACAAUCUUGCAGAAAGUCACUGCUGAACAUGCAGAAAUUGCGGAACUCGCUAAGAAUACCAAAGAGGUAGCCCGUCAGUUGUUAUGUACCGCUAAAAAAAAGACAAACACGGGACCAAAUGAAGAACUGGAUCCAGAGCUCAAAGAAAUAUUCAAGAAUUAUCCGGGAACGGUUAGCGAGAUUGAGGACAUGAUUCAUGAGGAAACGGUACGAGCAAGAAGUUGCUACCAAACUGAUGCCAAAGUUGUUGAUGAGUUUGAUCAAAGGGCAGAACAGAUUGAAAAAACUAAUGCAGAGAUAGAGAAACAUGGAAAGUUUAUGGAGAGACACACGAUUGAGAUUACAGAAGGGAAGCAAAGAUGGUUACCACCCCUUAGGAGGCUUAUCGAGAAAGUCAAUGAAUCGUUCAUUGAUUUCUUCAGCCAGAUGGGAUGUGCUGGGGAAGUUGCACUCAACUAUGAAAAUGAGGAUGAUUUUGAUAAAUAUGGAAUCAUAAUAAGGGUGAAGUUUCGCGCGAAUGAACAACUUCGAGAGCUGACCUCACACUACCAGAGUGGAGGUGAGCGUAGCGUAUCCACGAUUCUCUACCUGAUGGCCUUGCAAGAGAUCAACAAGUGUCCGUUUCGUGUUGUAGAUGAGAUUAAUCAGGGAAUGGAUCCUAACAACGAACGUAAAGUGUUUGAGUUUAUGGUUCAGACAGCAUGCCGUGAAUCCACAUCACAAUAUUUCCUCAUCACACCAAAGCUGUUACCAAACCUGAAUUAUGAACCAAAGAUGGCGGUGCAUUGUGUUUUCAAUGGGUAUCGAAUCCAGCCAGAGUUAUGUUGGAACAUAGAUACAUUUAUCAGGAAACAAAAGGAAUCAGAUGAGAAUGGAAUGUAGACGUUUGUUACGUAUGUUAGUGCAUAGUUGAGCUCAUAUUUGACAUUUUUACUGGACUCUGUGGGAUAAAAAAAGAAGUUGAUACAGAACUGGCUGUCAGCUUACAUAUGAAAAAAAAAAAAA